UUCAUUUGGACUUUGUACUUGUAGAUAUCAACAGCUUUACUUGCGGAAACCACAGUCCAGGAAAGAGAUACUCUCCAUCAUCACUGAGUCUGAAAACAUUUGCUUAAUAGUUGUAAAGACACUCGAGAUGCCUCUCUUUGCAUUCAUGGUUUUUAUUGUCAUCACCUCUAAGCUGCUACAUUCAUCCUCAGAAAAGCCAACAUAUGAUGCAAUAUUGCCAAGUAGCAUAACAGCAUUGAGCGGUUCUUGUGUGGAGAUACCUUGUACAUUCAACGUGUCUGAUUUUGAAAACAGUCUGCAGACUGCGGACAGUACUUUUGGUUGCUGGUUAAAGACGACAGACCAUUUCGACCUAACAAAUCCAGACAAUAUUGUUUUCAAUGGUAGUGAAAACAUCAUCAGAGGAUUUAGUCACAUAGAGAUGCUUGGAAAUGUUAGUCGGCGUGAAUGCACCACUGUUUUCUAUGACAUCAGGCAGACUCAUUCAGACAAGUACUUCUUCAGGGUGCAAAUGGAGCCGAAUAAUAUUUUUAGAGCAACAUUUGUCAACAGUCCAAUCAUCAUAUCUGUCUCAGAUGUGCCACUGCCACCUAAUCUUACACCCAAUGAUCUGCAGGAAGUAAUGGAGAACACAACAGUCAAUGUAAGCUGCUCUGCUGAAGCCCCCUGUCCCAAAGAGCCUCCUACAUUAUCCUGGACAAACAUCCCCAAACCUGCCAUCAAUACAAACCAGUUACAGGAGAAACCUGAUAAAACCCUGUCAGUGUUUUCACAAAUCACCUUUAAAGCUUCAUACAUGGAUCACAGAAAGAACAUCUCCUGCACUGUUACAUAUCCAAGAAAUACAUCUAAUGACACAACUGUGGAGACCACCAUGAUGCUGCGAGUUCUGUUUCCCCCAAAAGAAACUCAUGUCACCAUUCAGCCAUCUGCUUCAGUCUCUGUUGGCACUAAUGUGACUUUGACCUGCAAAAGCAAAGCCAAUCCAUCAAAUGAUAUGAACUACACCUGGUACAAACAUGGAGAGCAGAAACAUCUGGCUUUUGGGGAGCAAAUUACCUUCAAUGUAGGUAAAACCAGUGGAGGCUGGUACUUCUGCAUGGUAAAAAACAAUCAUGGUGCCCAGAAGUCAGAAGAGGUCCAGCUGAUCGUGGAAGGAUACUUCAUACCUUUGGUUGCAGGCUGUGUCGGAGGAGUUUUAGUUUUAUUCUUGUUAUUUCUACUGGCAAUGACUUUCAGAAGAUUACUACGAACAAAGGCAUCUAAUGAAUCCAUUAUAGGGGAAACGGAACUCUCAGAUCAGGACCAGAAAAAACAUGUACAGAUCAGCUCCAUUUAUAAUAAUAGUACUUACAUGACAAGUGUGGAGCGAGAGAUUCCAAAGGAUGAGAAUGAUGUAAUUCACUAUGGAGAGAUCGACUUUUCCAACCUCAAAACUAACUGCACUCCAGAGAAAGGCUUAGGUCAAGAGACGGUUUAUGCUUUGGUUUGCAGCCCAGGGAAAGAGAUGAACAUGGAUUAGUCUAUAUCAGAUAAAAUGGGUCAUAAUCAGUAGAAGAUUUUGUCAGCUUAGAUUGUCUCAUGUGUAUUUUGUGCAUUGUGGGAAGAUAAUAUUUAGCAACUUUGGUUUAAUCCGGAUAGAAAUCUGAAUUUAAUGUAAAUUUUAAUGCUUUACUUUAAAAAUAAAAUUGAAAUAAUUAAUUAAAAAAUAUUUCUUAAUGUAAAGCACUUUAUCCUGUAGUUCCCAUCUGUGUAAUAUUGCUUAUGUUACAAGUCAUAGGGCUAAUAUUGUAUAUCCACAUAGUUGUUCACAAUUUUCACAUAGUGUGUGAAGUCAGUCUGCGAAGGCAUCAUCUAUGCCAACUGGAGCGCAGUGCCUGUCGAAAAAAAAACCUCUCCAUGUUCAACUAGUUGUAAUGAAAACAAAGGCAGGUUUCCAUGAUUCUAUUA
Xyrauchen texanus (razorback sucker) is the source of this 1950-nucleotide messenger RNA. RefSeq names its product B-cell receptor CD22-like. The coding region runs from base 128 to 1522 and encodes 464 amino acids. Lineage: Eukaryota; Metazoa; Chordata; Actinopteri; Cypriniformes; Catostomidae. The record is from RefSeq and is a predicted model, not a curated record. The transcript has 8 exons.